Molecule: messenger RNA, 351 nt
Organism: Opisthorchis viverrini
Lineage: Eukaryota; Metazoa; Platyhelminthes; Trematoda; Opisthorchiida; Opisthorchiidae
Exons: 4
Coding region: 1-351 (116 amino acids)
Source: RefSeq, a predicted model, not a curated record
AUGAGGCAGCCUGGUGUAGCACAUUCAGUCAGCUGGGUUCCAGGUAGAGUAACAUUUGUGGCGAGCAACUAUGAUCACCAACGUAUUCUGAUACGGUGCUUACAGGAGAUCAAUCAACCGAGAGCCGGCAAAAUUAAACAGAAGGAUGCCAACCGAAUACUUCCAGGUGGUGUGCCGAGUUUUGGAAAUCCAAACUUGGCGUUUGUUGAUGUUGAACUGAUGUCCAUCCGAUUGCCCGAACCUGACCUCUGUGCACAAGAGCAAGUCGUUCGGACACUCAAAUUGACCCGAAUCGCCGCUCUGCGGUAUCCGAAUUAUCAGGAAGAUCAGAUUCCUGAAAGCAACCAGUGA